AUGACUGCUGUUGCACGCCGAUUACCUUGUGCGUUAAGGCUUGUCAAAGUACACGUUCCUCCAAUCUCACGACCUUUGUCGACAAGCCACGCAUUUGGAAAAACUUCCACAUUAGAAGAUCCACCACGCGGCAAUGAGCCCAAGACACCCGGCCGUGAGCCUCCAGCUCCUCCACCACAAGAAGGAGAGAAUCUGCAAAAGAAUACGGCCUCAGCAAGCUUCCUAGGCACGACCAAACGACUACCCGAGUUUAAUCUUACAGAUAAAGUCGUUCUCGUGUCAGGGGCUGCACGUGGCCUUGGUCUCACCCAAGCAGAGGCAUUGCUCGAAGCUGGUGCUACAGUCUACGCGCUUGAUCGGCUUCCAGAACCUUCCCCGGACUUCUACCGCGUGCAGAAAAGAGCAGCAGAGGAAUUGGGAACAACUUUCUAUUACCGGCAAAUUGAUGUCCGAGAUGUCGACGGCUUGAACAAAAUCGUUGCGAGCAUAGGCGACAAGCAUGGACGGAUGGAUGGGCUGAUUGCGGCAGCAGGGAUUCAGCAAGAGACAACAGCUUUGGAGUAUACAGCCAAGGACGCAAAUAUGAUGUUUGAGAUCAAUAUCACCGGCGUAUUUAUGACAGCGCAAGCUGUAGCGAAACAGAUGAUAAGAUUUGGCAACGGAGGUAGUAUCGCCAUGAUUGCAUCUAUGAGUGCGCACGUUGCCAAUCGAGGUCUCAUCUGUCCAGCCUAUAACGCAUCAAAAGCCGGUGUGCUCCAGCUAGCCAAGAACUUGGCUUCAGAGUGGGGCCAGUAUGGCAUUCGAGUCAACACCAUCUCUCCUGGUUACAUCGUCACCGCGAUGGUCGAAGAGCUUUUCCGCCUCUACCCCGAGCGGCGAACUGAGUGGCCAGCGCAGAAUAUGCUCGGCAAGCUGAGCAAACCAGAAGACUUCAGAGGCGCCGCUGUGUUUCUCCUCAGCCCGGCAAGCUCAUAUAUGACAGGCGCCGACAUGAGGAUAGAUGGCGGGCACGCAAGCUGGUAA
Molecule: messenger RNA, 1023 nt
Organism: Letharia columbiana
Lineage: Eukaryota; Fungi; Ascomycota; Lecanoromycetes; Lecanorales; Parmeliaceae
Exons: 3
Coding region: 1-1023 (340 amino acids)
Cellular component (GO): intracellular anatomical structure
Molecular function (GO): oxidoreductase activity, acting on NAD(P)H, oxygen as acceptor
Source: RefSeq, a predicted model, not a curated record